Molecule: messenger RNA, 1927 nt
Organism: Daucus carota subsp. sativus
Lineage: Eukaryota; Viridiplantae; Streptophyta; Magnoliopsida; Apiales; Apiaceae
Product: protein CUP-SHAPED COTYLEDON 3
Exons: 3
Coding region: 359-1639 (426 amino acids)
Biological process (GO): regulation of DNA-templated transcription
Molecular function (GO): DNA binding
Source: RefSeq, a predicted model, not a curated record
GUAGCAAAGCCUGCUCUCUCUUAUCACAAACACGCAUAAAAAUAUACUCGCAUCUCAUUCCCUUCUUUCAUGUUUUCAUUUUAUAUUUAUCCAUUCAUAAUUUACUUAAUCCGGAAGACUUUUCAGCCUUUAUGAACCCAAAAAAUCUCUUCCUCAUUUUACACUACUAUUUCACUCACCUUCGGUUUCAGUGCACCCCUCCCAACACCUACACUGCUACUCUACAUAUAUUAAUAUAAUAUAUGUCCUGCAUGUUAUCUUUCACCUCAUAACACCAGCCUGCUUGUUUAUACAAAAUUUGAUUAUCUCUCUCUCAACUCUCAGUGUUUUUACGGAAAGAAAAGAAAAGAAUUAGGAGAUGCUGGCUAUAGAAGAUAUAGUAAGUGAACUGAGAGGAGGAGGAGAUGUGAAUGAGCAAGGGAUGCCUCCAGGGUUUAGGUUUCACCCUACUGAUGAAGAGCUCAUUACCUUCUACCUGGCUUCCAAGGUCUACAAUGCCUCCUCUCUCUCUGCUCUGCACAUUUCUGAGGUUGAUCUCACCAGAUGCGAGCCUUGGGAACUUCCGGAUGUGGCAAAAAUGGGGGAGAGAGAAUGGUACUUGUAUAGCUUGAGAGACAGGAAAUACCCAAGUGGGCUAAGAACCAACCGAGCCACAGGGGCUGGCUAUUGGAAAGCAACUGGAAAGGACAAGGAAGUUUACAGCAGCAGUACUGGUAAUUCUGGCAAUGCUGCCCCUGCACUUGUUGGGAUGAAGAAGACUCUUGUUUUCUACAAAGGCAGAGCUCCCAGAGGUGAAAAGACCAAAUGGGUCAUGCACGAAUAUCGCCUUGACGGUCACUUCUCUUGUCGUCACACUUGUAAGGUAACACGCCUUGACGGUCACUUCUCUUGUCGUCACACUUGUAAGGAAGAAUGGGUGAUCUGCAGAAUAUAUCUGAAAUUGGGAGAAAAGAAAAACGGAGUCCUGCCUGUCGAAGAGCGAAGCAGCUAUAUGCAAGAAGCUUCAAACUCAAGUCUGUCUCAUUUGGUUGAUCAAACUAUAAAAACAGGACCAGCAUUACAGCCUUACAAAACAUUACUGCAGUCCCUCCAAAACCAGAACCAACUAAACAUGAGCCAUAUCACACAUGAAAGCCACCUUAAAUCUCUAAUAAACAACCAAUCAUCAGUUGGAGCUGUGGUGCCACAGUUCCAGACAAACAGUCUUGUUUUAAAUGGACUCCAAACAUCCUUUUCUUCACCCACAGAAACCAAAGACAAACAAGACCCUAAACUCCUCAACACUCUCCUCUCAUCACAUCAGGAUUACUAUUGUUUUAACAAGCAAGAAGCUCCUCCGUUUGCUAAAAUCUGCAAAACAGAGCCCAACUUUUUACAUUUCCACUUACCUCAUUCUAAUGAUCACCCACAAACUCCCAAGUUUCAGCCACUCCUCCCCACUAAUCACACAGAAAAUCCCUUGGUUUUUACAAACUUGGAUGGUGCUAAUUGCAGGUUUUCAGACUGUGAUAUGUCCAUGGCUUUAUCAUCAUCUUGUUCAGAAGUGGUGGCUUUAAACAGGGCUAGCUUUAAGCAGAUGUUGCUUGAUCCUCCUACAAACAUUGCAGCAGCAGCAGAAUCUUGGCCUUUUCACUUUUAAUGUACUUUGUUAAUUUAAUGCAGCCCACAAAUCCUGUUUAGACUUUAUCAAAGUUUUAUAGUUUGUAACUUUAUCUGCCUACUGCAGUACAUAUAAUGACAAAUGUAAUGCUGUAAAUGCUGAGGGGAUGCAAAACCACUCACGCACGUAAACGGGUAGUCUAGUACACAUGUAAAAACAUGUUGCCUAGUGAUUCUAGGCUUCUAGAGUUCCAGGUAAGGUAUAAAAGUUCAAAUCCAAACGGGUUUUACGUAUCAAAUCCAAUCCCAAAUUCACAGGUUUCGGAUC